CCACGUAGAAUGACCUUAUUGUCACUAAGGCGUUCUACAGUACAUGAUUUUGAAUCGAAGGUCACACGGUUUCCCUUGUCACAUAAUUGACUUAUGCUCAAGAGAUUGUGUUUAAGACCUUUAACAAGCAAGACAUUAUCUAUGGACGAGUCGUCGGACUUACCUACUGAGCCGACCCCAAUUAUUUUUCCUUUGCUGUUGUCUCCAAAAACUACGUUUCCUCCUUUAGCGGGUUUGAUUUGUAAGAACUUGGAUGCAUCUCCGGUCAUGUGCUUGGAACAUCCGCUAUCAAGGUACCAAAGUACACUUGAUGCCUUCAAGCAUACCUACAAAGAUGAUUUACGGUGCGCCGACAAUUCACUCUGCCCCACUGGAGAAGCGCCUCCUCCUCUACAGCCUCACCCGGAUCCUCCGCCCCCAGGAUGGCAGCCACACCUCGCUCUUCAACGAGGACUUGAAGGCAAUUCACGAAAUCAUGCACGACGCCUCCAUCAACUGGGCGAAAUAGGUCAUGAUUCACAUGACGGAUUGCGCUUCCAUCAUCCACGAGCGGAGCUUGCGUACGCUUUCCUCGUCAUGGACCUCAUCGUCUCCGCCGACAUCCACAUCGUCGGGCAAAGUACGAAGAUGACGAAGCUUUGGGUCAUAGCCGAAAACACCUUCAAGAAGAAGUCCGGAAACCGUGACGGCGCCGGACCGAGUCGUGCCCGUGCCCAUGCCCCCGCUCCCGCUCGGGCCUCGUUGCAGUCCAUAGACAACACCCUGAAUCGGCUAACCCUCACGGUGGACGACAUGGGGCAGUACAUAGAGAGGAUGAACUGGAUGUUGCAACGCCAACACCAUGACAUGAGGGCGUUCUUCCGCGGCAUCAACUACGUCCCGCCGCCCUUUGACAGCACCAUCCUCGGCCAAACCUUUGAAGGCGAUGAUGAGGACGACGACUCCUAUGCUCCAUCCUCUUCCCCCGAUGAGGCUGACUUUGAUGAAGACGUGGACGGCGAUCCCAUGGACGUCGAGGACGACAAGGAUGAUGACGACGAUGACGACGAGGACGCCGAAUCCUAGACUCUUCCUUUAUUUCCUUUCCUUAAAUAUGAUUGUAUUUUUUUAUUUUUAUUCCCAUUCCAUUGUAUUCUUCAUUUCCCUUUUUAAUGAAUAAAAGUUUACUUUUAAUAAUAAAGUUUACUUUUAAUUUUUUUUGUUAAUAUCAAAAGGGGGAAGAUAUGAAGGUUAUGCAUAAAUUGAGGGGAAUUUU
Messenger RNA from Cuscuta campestris, 1255 nucleotides. NCBI's taxonomy places the organism in Eukaryota, Viridiplantae, Streptophyta, Magnoliopsida, Solanales, Convolvulaceae. The record is from the annotation of a GenBank genome assembly.